GACGUCGGCAGAUAUCCUGGGAACGCGCCCAGCUCUCCUCUGCCGCAGAGCCGCUUUAAGGUUCUCCCCGCCCGGCCCCGCCGCUCGGCCACCGCUUCCCCGCGGCUCGGGCAUCCCCCGCGGAUGGUCUCGGGAGAGCCCCGGCCCCGGUCCCGACCCCGAUCCCGGCUGCGGGAGCGGGUCCCGGCGCUCCCCGCCCUCCGCCCGGCUGUCCGGCUCCCAUCAUUCGCCUGCAGCUCACCGAGGAGACUGCAAGAACCACCGCGGGCUCUGCUCCCAACAUUCGCCUGCAGCUCGCCGAGGAGACUGCAAGAACCACCGCAGGCUCUGCUCCCAACCUUCGCCUGCAUCUCCCCGAGGAGACUGCAAGAACCACCGCGGGCUCUGCUGCCACCCACUUCGAGCUUCUCCCGCCCCGCAAUCCCGCUUUUCCACAGGGGUGAAGAUGAGUGCUGACGAGAUCCUGGUGCGUGCAGCAAAACUUGGAAAAAACCUCUGCCUCUAUUUUAUUGACGACGAUGAGCUGGAAUGUGAUGCCCUUUGCAAGGAAAAGGCUCUGCACAGAGUCCUUCGGAACGUGAACAGCCAGUUGCUGGUGGUUCGCCCAGACCUCAACCUGGCAGCCUUUGAGGAUGUGACAGACCAGGAGAUGCAAUCUGGCCAAGGGAUGCACUUCACCAUCCACUGCUACAAAACCACCACCCCUGCAGCAGGGCUGCCUGUUGCCUUCAGUGUGCAGAUAGAAGGCAGAAGUUAUUACAUGUGCUGUGAGAAGGAACGUGGGGAAAUGAUGGUUCGAUUCAAGGAAGGAGAAGUUCCCAAAGACAUUCCUGGUGAAAGCAACAUCAUCUUUUUCAAAAAGACGUUUACCUCGAGUUGCUCCAGAGCAUUUAAGUUCGAAUACUCGCUGGAAGAAGGAAUGUUCUUGGCCUUUAAGGAAGAGGGCUGCUUAAGAAAAUUAAUCCUAAAGAAAUUGUCAGGAAAAGAUGGAGUGGAUGAAACCAUGAAGAUAAAUGUAUCUGAAUUCAGUCAAAAUUAAAGUCACAACCUAUGAUGACAGACUUCCAACAGUUUUAAAAUAUAUUUUGGCUUUUUAUAAAAGAAACUUCAGUCUUUCUUUAUCCAAAACAAGCCAGUUUUCUGUUUUAACUACCCUAAGUCAGUACUUAUAAAAGAAAUAAACAUUUAAAAUAAUAAAUGCAAGUUUUUGACAAAAAAAGAAGCAGAAGAGUGUUUUCUAGUCAGGUAGAAGAAAAUUACACAAUGAGGAAACAACAGGGUGAAUGCCUGUGUGUACAUGUAGAAUUUGAUCUCUAAAAUCUUUAAUGCCUGUUGAGCUAAUUGAAUGAGGUACCUCAGAGAUGCAGGGGACCUGUUUGGGGGAGGGAAGGAAAAACACUUAAAAUAACAGAUUUCAUAGCAGCACCUGGUCAAUAAACACUUGGAGAGUGCCUUUGUUUUGCAUCAGAAUUAUUUCCUGAGUGUCUUCAUCCAUCUCAGCUACACAGGGACAUUCUUCUCCAGGUACCACAAGAAUUAAGAGCAAAAGUUAACAGUAGUUCCAGGGGUUUGAUUGAGUUUCCAGAGGCCUGGGGAACACAGGGGACUCAGGGAGAAAGGUGUAUUCAUUCCUUUUUCACUCUGCUCUCAGAGGUGCCACCCCUGACAUGGGAGAGCUGGACUAAAACAUUCCCAGAGCUCUUAGAUAAAUAAUUUCUCAUAUAAUUAUCUUAAACCACCACCACGUGCAGAUGCACCCUGGGUUUGGGCUCAGAAUGGGAAAUAUCAAACACUUUCUACGAUAUAAACUCUGACUGUUCCCUGGGACUUUCCCGUGACUCAGAUCUGUACCUUCCUCAGCUGUGACAAAAUAAUGAUUGUUAUGUUGGUGUUUAAACCAGACCACAGCAGGCAGAGCACCCAGCUCAUUCUCACCACAAGACUGAAAAAACUUGGCCAGUUACCUGCUUUUGCCUAUGAUUGCACAAGUAAGCAACUAACUAACUAACUAAAAUUAACAGUCCAGAUUAAAAAAAAAAACAAAUCAAAAAGUCUUGUAGAAUUUAAACAGAACUUGGGCAUUAUUGCGUAAUCAGCCUGAUGGCAGCACAGAAUUCUCUUCCUCUUACCGUUAAUAGUACCACAAAUGUACCAGCAGAAUGUGGAAAUAGCUGUUCACUGCCUGCUACAGUGAAGGUCUGAAAAGAUAAAGUUGAGAAUCUCAGUUCCCCCCUAAAGUGCUCUAAGCCCUGAAGACAGCCAGAAGAAUGUUGCAUCACCCUCACGGCGAGCUAUGACAGGAAGGCUGUGUUUGUGGCCUUUUCAGUCACCCAGGACAAUACAGAGCAGAAAACAAACCCCCAGAAAUGCUACAGAUAAACAUUCACAUUCCGGGGAAACCCUGAAGGUCAGAUGCUCCUAAAAUCAACAGGCAAAAGUAUUUUUCUUCUAGGCCAAUUGUUCUACUUUCUAAGGGACAUUAAUUACUCUUGUAUUAAGUCUAAGAAUUAAAGGUUCUAAAGCUAAAUGAAGCAAGGCAGAGGAACAGUAUGAAUUAGUAACAAAUAGUUCAGAAGCACACACAAGAUUUCUGUAAAUUCUUUAUUGCAUGGAUUAAGAAAAAAGUAUUCCCUUUUCUACACCAGCUCUCAGGGUCCAAAGAGUUACAGGGUCUGCCUCGCAUACAGGCCAGUUGUUGUGAUGUCAGAAGAAGCAGUUCAAUUUUCCACAAGUUUUACAAAACAGGAAACCAAACAACAGUUAAAAAACACCCACCAGAGCUCUCAUUACAAGGACAGUUGCAAGUCUGUCACCGAUGUAAUUAAUUCAUCCCAAUUUACAGCACAGCUUAAACCACCUCGCUGGUGUAAUUAAUUCAUCCCAAUUUACAGCCCAGCUUAAAGCACCUGGCUCUGAUGGACAUUAGCCAGCUUAAAUCUACUGUUUCUUCUCCAACAUCUUCGCUGCUGUUGGGUGUUUAAUUCUAGAGGGCUCUGAGCUCCCUGCAGGACGUUCCCACUACAGACCCUUGGCUUUGCGCUCGUUUCGCGUUAAA
Messenger RNA from Pseudopipra pipra, 3055 nucleotides. RefSeq names its product interleukin 18 (gene IL18). Bases 446 to 1039 code for a protein of 197 amino acids. The transcript is spliced from 6 exons. The record is from RefSeq and is a predicted model, not a curated record. Gene Ontology annotation, biological process: immune response; inflammatory response; cellular response to lipopolysaccharide. Lineage: Eukaryota; Metazoa; Chordata; Aves; Passeriformes; Pipridae. Gene Ontology annotation, molecular function: cytokine activity.